AUGUCGCUGCCUACGAAGCACUUCGACGUGCUCAUACUUGGAACAGGCUUAGCACAGUCGAUUCUGUCCGCCGCAUUAGCAAAAGCUGGUCGAUCAGUGCUGCAUGUAGACUCGAACGACUACUAUGGCGGAGAUUGUGCCAGUCUCUCGCUCGGCGAGCUAGUCAAUCACGUGGAGCGCACCGCCGAGUCCAAAAAGGCUAGCAGCUCAACGGCAUGGAUCGAUUUCCCGUCGCAUGUCCUAGAAGCUGCCCAGGAAGCAUCCAGAUCCCCGGCUGCAAAGAUCCCUGAAGAUCUAAGGAAAUCGGACAGGCACUACUCGCUCUCCCUGUCCCCUAGCUUGUUGCCGGCUUCGGGCGAAGCCAUUGAUGUCCUGGUGCGCUCUGGAGUCGCCUCAUACGCCACAUUUCGGUUACUAGAAAGCACGACGGUCUACACUCCAAACGCCACAGCCGCAAGUCCAUCUGCGGUGUCGCAGCUACGAACCGUACCCUGUUCGAAGGAAGACGUGUUCAAAGAUCGAGCCUUGUCUUUGCCCGACAAGCGCCGCGUCAUGAAGCUUCUCAUGAACGUGGCGCAAGCUAGCUCAGUCGCCGAUGUAGUCGAGUCGGGUGAGCGAAUGGGCCUCGGAUGAUCAUGCUUGCUCGCGUGGCUGAUGUCGAAGACUGUCACUCUUGCAGACGCAUACGAAGAACCCUUCUUGUCUUACCUGCAAGGCAAGCACGGUCUAUCAGAUGCCGUCGCACAGACUCUGGCGUACGGAGUAGCUCUAUGCUCGCGUCCGGAUGGUAAGUCUUGCGCAAAGUUGCGAACUCCGUUGUGUGUACUGAGACAGGGCUCGGCUUCUCAGAGCCAACGAAAGAAGCAUUGACGAGAGCAAAACAGCAUCUAUCCGGCAUUGGCCGGUUUGGCAAUUCCUCCUACUUGGUAGGUCAGUAUGGCGGAGCUGGCGAGCUGGCCCAAAGCUACUGUCGAGCUGCAGCCGUAUACGGAGCCAUCUACAUCUUGGGUCAUGAGCUCAGCGAUAUGAAGCCAGCUCAGAGCUUCGAGCGUGCAAAUCAAGGUAUCAACGAUGAUUCUCGAGCUGCAGAGACAAACCAAACGUCAGACGGGCCAACGCAAUGCUGGGAAUUUGGCUUGAAGGACCUGCCUGAGGAAGGAGGUUUGACAGCCGAUUGGGUCGUGGGCGAACCCAAUACGCUCACGACGUUGAUUCCUCGCCAGGAUGAUGACGACGCCUCCGUCCACGCGACAUCACGGCAGCCGGGUCUGCUAAAUGAGAUACCUGAUGCUAAGAGCCUGGAGGCAAUCAUAGUCCUUGAUCGGCCAAUCGCUUUGCAGGAUUCUCCUACCAGUGCAAAUGCAAAUGAGACUCAGGGGCGAAGCGAAACCACCGCUGCGUCGCUGCCACCUGAGACAGCUCUUGUGGUAUUUCCUCCUGCCUCCCUUGUGCCACAUCAUGGAUCGGCUGUCACAGCACUCAUGAUGGGCGAAGGGACGUUCAGCUGUCCAAAAGGCCAAUGUGAGUAUACAAGCGUUUGCCCCGCCCACUUACGGCUUUCAAUCAGCUGAGAGAGAGAGAGAGCCGAUUUGGUUCCGCCAGACGUCUACUACCUCAGUACCAAUGUUGCCUCUGCAGCAGGGCCAGAUGCAGGACGAGAGGUGUUUGAAGCAACUAAGCGAGCACUUUGCAAGCUUGCCGCUUCUUCGACAGUGGAACCGGGAACGGAGGCAAGCGGCUGGGAGAGUAGGCACGAGCGCACUGCUCGGCCAGAGGAGGUGGUGCCUCUGAUUGAGUGCUUCAGAUGCUCGCCAACCAAUUCUGCCAUCGAUCCCGCCAGAUAUCCUCGCCUCGUUCCGGUUCCGAAUGCUCGACAUCAAGCAUCUGGAGCGGGAAAGGUUCCCAAUUUGUCCACCUGGCUCGACCUGGCUACAUCGCAGGCCGAAGAUCUCUUCUGGACCAUCGAGGGUGUGGAGAAGCGACAGGCGGCGGAAAAGAAGGUGGAAGCGAGGAGGAGGAGAAGAGAUCCGGCAGAGUAUGUUGGGAGGGUUGGAGCUACUGAAAAAGACGAGGCGGACGAAGACGAGCAAGUAGUGGAGUUUUUUCAGCCGAAAAGGACUGGAGAAGAACAGGACGAAGAAGAAUAG
Ceraceosorus bombacis is the source of this 2147-nucleotide messenger RNA. The record is from the annotation of a GenBank genome assembly. NCBI's taxonomy places the organism in Eukaryota, Fungi, Basidiomycota, Exobasidiomycetes, Ceraceosorales, Ceraceosoraceae.